Messenger RNA from Colletotrichum chrysophilum, 372 nucleotides. RefSeq lists its product as uncharacterized. Bases 1 to 372 code for a protein of 123 amino acids. Lineage: Eukaryota; Fungi; Ascomycota; Sordariomycetes; Glomerellales; Glomerellaceae. The record is from RefSeq and is a predicted model, not a curated record. The transcript has 2 exons.
AUGGAGGCUACCAAUGAUGUCGAAGAACUUCCCUUUGCACGGCCGCCGAAGUUCAAGCCCAAUCAGUUCUCGGGACCACAGCAAAGACUGCCCAUCCAUGCUGAGGAUUUCGAAGAUCUGGAAGACCUAGCCAGUCUUCAAGACGAACGUUCUCAGAAGCUGAAGUCCAUCUCGCACCAACACCAAGAACUUUCAGGUCGGCGCCAUGGUGGUAGCCGCCAUCGCAAGGACACGGAACAGUCUGAUGGUAUGAACACUGGUGUCAAUGCCGAGAAUAGAAACGGUUCCCCCGUUCAUGAGGUCCACUCUGGGAAGACCACGGACGCGGGUAAAGACCACACAAGUGUCGAGAGCCAAAUGAGGGGGACUUAG